UCGCGUCUUGGAGCCGGUGUCAGGAGGCGACUCGCCUGCGCAGGGGAGGAAAGGCAAUGGCAGAGCGUGACCGCAUCGAUGACGUCCUUUCGGCGGUUGGGUAUGGCCGGUGGCAGAUAUCCAUAUUAAUGGCUACCACUGUAGCCAACAUCCUUCCUCUUCACUACAUGACCUCCUCGUUGCUGAGCGCACCCAUGUCCUUCCGCUGUUUUGCGCUGGGAAGCUCCAACUCCUCAAAUUCGACCCUGAUCAGCGAGCGAGACAGCCUGGGCACCGCCUGGUUCAACGACGAGUGCCUGGACCCUCCCGACUCCGACCUCGCCGUUGCCGCCCACUCCGCCCGCUCCGCCCUCAGCGCCGUCAGACCCCUCACCCGCCAUGCCACCGGGCUUCCCUCUUGCCCUGAGAUUGAGUACGACUCCUCGGUCUACUCCAUUACUGUCAUUUCGGAGUUUGACUUGGUGUGCGAAAGGGAGCACUUGCGGCCGUUCUUCCAGAUGGUCAUAACGAUCGGCGCCAUUGCGGGGUGCUUCGCCGGGGGAUCCAUUAGCGACAGCAUGGGUCGCAAGAAGGCCAUGCAGAUCGGGUGCAUGCUGGGUUUGCCUGCGUGCCUGGCUAUGGCGUUCGUGCCUUGGUUCCCCGUUGUGCUGGCGCUGAGGUUCGUCACGGGCAUCUCGGUGAGGAUGGUCAUGCUCCCCACCAUCAAUCUUACUAUGGAAACCUGCCCACCACGUUACCGCACGCUCAUCGGCAUGUUCAUGGGGCUUCCUUACUCCGUUUGCGUCAUCCUGUUCGCGCUGGUCGGCUACUUCAUCAGUAACUGGCGCUACCUGCAGCUGAUCUGGACCUUGCCCUUCCUGGUCAUGGCGCCCAUAACUCUGUUCGUGAAGGAGUCGCCCCGUUGGCUCGUGCAGAGCGGGAGCGGCAAAGAGGCGGUCGCAGAGCUGGCGGAGGCUGCCAAGAUGAACCGCGUCGAACUCCCCUCCCACCUCGCCGACUACCUCGAGAAAAUGAAGGAGGAUACCUGCGGGUUUUCCGGCGGCGAGAAAGAGAAGGUACCGCUGAAGCAACUCUUGGCCACGACCAUCAGCAGUUCCGGGGAAUACCUGCGCUCGCCCGCUAUGCUGAUCAUCAUUUUUGUUGCACCAAUGAUGUACUUCCUUAUGUGUCUCCUCUACAAUGGAAUCAUCCUCAAUGUUAAUAAUUUUACGAGCACGAAUCCCUUCCAAUACAUCGCCAUGUUGAGCGUGUUCGAAAUUUUGUCGGUGCUGCUGACCACGCCCGUGAACCAGAUGGUCGGCCGCCGCCACGUGAUCGGGUCGACGCUGCUCCUCUCCGGGUUGCUGUUCUUCGUCGUCAUGUUCGUGCCUGAUGAAAUCUGGUAUGCCAAAUGGGUUUUAGUCAUGAUCUCCUUCUUCCUGGCAGGCGGAGGGUAUCAGGUGGCGUUCAUGUAUGUUCCUGAGCUGUUCCCUACGAUGGUAAGGACGAAGGGGUAUGCUAUGGUCACUCUGGCAGGAAGUCUCGGACAGUGCAUGGCGCCCAUUGUGACCGACCUGCUGGCGCAACAGGCAUGGUGGGCGGUGGGCGUUUCUCUGGGGUGCUCGGGGGUGAUAGCCAGCUUCUUGGUGUUCGCCCUCCCUGAGACCAAGAACAUACCUCUCCCGGAGACCAUCCAGGACGUGGAGGACAGAAGGAACAACAACGUUAAGGUGCGAACGGAGAAACACAAAAGGGCGCUAACUGUGACCGACUCACAACACUCACGAUACUGAGGACUGGUGGAAGGCGGAGGUGAAGGCAUAAACUACAGACUUGGUGGUUAAAAUGCAAAACCACUUUAUACAGCACAGUCUUACACGUUGUCUUACACUGGUAGGCAAAGACAGCUGGUGAAGAUAAGGUUAUGUCAGAUCAACCUUAUUAUCUGGUUGACAAGAAGCAGAAUCUGAAGAAAUUAAACGUUCUAACAACUAUGCAAUUAUUUGCACUGACACAAGCAGUGUACUGAUUAAUUUACUGUGUAUACCCAGCAUAAAUCUAGAAGCAAAGAUUUAUUACCGUUAGAAACAUAAAUAUGACCCACAAAAAGCACAAAAGCCAUUUUAUACAAACAGCUUUCUCCCACAUCUUUACCGAAAACAAGUAUCUGGAUAAUUAUUUUCAUAGAUGUUAACGUAUGGUUUGACAAUCAGAAUUACUUUAGCUAUACUUGCAUCGAGAGAACAUUUCUCCAAAAGAAUAAAAAUAAGGGUGAUGACAACCGUCCAAUGAUGCUAUUGCAGAUGCAUUAUCAGGGCAUAGACCUGAGCUCCACAGUGUAUAGUGUUAUCACAACCUAUAUGGUGAGCAGUUGCUAAAUGUGAAUUUUCAGUUUUGGUAAUAAUUUGACUGGCCAAGUUCAGAGCCACUGUUAACGGAAAAUGAUUGCUGUGGUGGUGUAUGGUUAUUCCUGUAGUCAUUUUGAGUAUUUCUCUUAAGAGCUAAGUUAAUGAUAAGUCUUGUUUCUAGUAUCUGAGUUUGUUUCUAAGAAUAGAACACAUAGCGAGUAACUGAAUCACUUUAACGACGCGGUUAUGAACUCGCUCAAACUGAUCCCCACAUGGGACUAGCCACAUUAUUUCUGGAAAUAUACUUUUUAUAUGGGGGCGUUCACACUAGUCUUCUUUGUUUGGAAUCCCUAUAGAGAACGGGAUACUUACCCAGUUGUGAGGGGAACCGAGAUGAAAAUCCCUGUUUAGAGUGGCACCGAGAACCGCUGUGAAUCGCCUAAACGGUGAUUGUUAUAUAAUCUGAGGCCAGUGGUUCUUAACCUAUUUACUACCACGACCUCUCUAGGAAUUUGACUUUCACUCCACUUUCCCUUGCCUCUAUGAAUAAAAUUCCUUCCCAAUUCUUAAAGAAAAUUAAAAAUAUGCUCUUAAUCCUUUUAUUGAGUGUGAAUUAGUCACAUACUUAUUAAAGUUCUCUCUCGUUAAGAGAAUAACAAACGUAAAUAAAGAAAUUCCUGCUUUUUCCUCAAGGGCACGUGCUCCCUUGGAAAUUAUCGAGGGCUAGAGGGGCACACCCCCAAGGUUAAGAACCAUUCUUAAGUAAAAUAACACUGUAGAAAUAAGUACUAUGUGUUAUAGCCAAUAAUGGAGCCUUACUAUAAUUAAUUCAGACAAACGUCAGUUAAUCAGUAAAUUUGAACAUACACCUACUACGACUCGCUGAGGACACGGCGCUCACUUCAGAAAUUAUUUACGAUCUGGUGGCCGAAGUGAACAACUAUGAAAUACCAUCUACAAAUAUCAUGAUAGCAGAAAGUUACACGAGUAACGGUAUAUGCUAUUUGAAGGUUUAUUGUCGGAUUUUCCUUUUUUCUGUUGAAAUAUCGGGUAUCAGGGUAGCUGGCACGGUUGUAUGUUAAUUAAUAAACUGUGUGGAAUGUUUA
This is a messenger RNA of Penaeus monodon (black tiger shrimp), 3433 nucleotides long. RefSeq names its product solute carrier family 22 member 6-like. Gene Ontology annotation, molecular function: transmembrane transporter activity. Lineage: Eukaryota; Metazoa; Arthropoda; Malacostraca; Decapoda; Penaeidae. The coding region runs from base 57 to 1772 and encodes 571 amino acids. Gene Ontology annotation, biological process: transmembrane transport. Gene Ontology annotation, cellular component: membrane. The record is from RefSeq and is a predicted model, not a curated record. The transcript has 13 exons.